Messenger RNA from Cotesia congregata, 2484 nucleotides. NCBI's taxonomy places the organism in Eukaryota, Metazoa, Arthropoda, Insecta, Hymenoptera, Braconidae. The record is from the annotation of a GenBank genome assembly.
UACUAUAUAAGUGUGCCUCACUCUUGGAUACGACGUCGCAGAGCGACAGAUAGGAAGAGCCUAGUUGCAUACCCCGAUGAACCUCCAUCGAUAACUAAAAUGCGAAUUAUGAAUGGCGAUGAACCUUCGAAAGAAUGGAAACUCUACAUGGCAAUCAUAAAACUUGAAUCACGUGAGUAUUUUUUUAAAUGUCCAAUCUUCAAUACAUUGACUCGUGAAUAAUUACCAUACUUAACUAUGACGUAGUCAGCAACUAGUUAAAAACCUGAAUAAAUAAUGAAGUCGUAUUUCUUUUAGAUUCAUAUGAGAAUGCUUGUGAGUUCAUAAUGGAGAAAAUCCAUAAUGCUUCUAAGAAAAAAUGUUCGGACGUGAUGAGAAUCGGUGAGUAUCUGUAUUGUUGGGAGCUAUGUGAAUUUACUUUGAUGAUUAUUAUCGCUAAUGAUAGUUGAACUAUUUUUUUAAUUAUUUUAGAUUAUCGGUUUUGCCAGCUACAAAAAAACGAUACAGUCCGCCACUGAAAACAAUAAAGCUGCCAGACCCUCAAUCGAAAAAAAAAUAGAAAUAAACUGAAAGUAGUAGAUAAACCAAAACUGAGAAAUAUGAUUUCAAAUUCCAGGAAGUUUUCUGAAUAUUUCAACGUCAAAUCAAGAACAUUAACGUCAUUAGAACUGCAAGGCUUUGUUUCUCCUGAAAAAGUUGUGAUGAAGAAACCUUAUGUAAUAGAACACGAAGAUCAAGCUUCUGGUGAUGUUCGGUCAAGUUCCGACGAUUUAUUUUUCAGAUAUCCCUAUCUUGAGCAAAUAUCGGAAAAGGAUAACGGAACCCAAGUUAAUAGUCCAGGGGCCAGCUCUCGAAGCACGGGUAAAACUUUUUUUGCUUCAGAGGAUCCUCUUACGUUUGUAAACCAAAUCUGUGAUUAUUCUCAGAAACCAGAAGAAAACCAACUAUUGUCAAUUUAUCGUAAACAUUUACAUUACCUUGCAUUGACUCGAGGAAUACAAAAUAAAAAGAUUCUAAAUCUACGAACCUUUACUCUUGAUUUUCCAGAACCUCUGAUGCAAGACCCAUAUAUCGGAUCAAAUACCUCGUUUGUUAUUUGAAACCCUACUAACAUAGCUAACCAGUUCAGUCAACUAGAGAUUUCAGAGUCAUCGCCAGUUAUUCAAGAGCAUCCACAAUUUUUGCCGAAACAGAAGACACCUGACCGUUCCUCAGAAGUGGAGUAUGCUACUUCCGAACCUACCACCCAUAGUAAAAUGACAAGUGCUUCACAUGCAUCGAUUGCCUGUACAAAUUCAGCAGAGCAUCAGGAUUCCAUUGUAGAAGACAUGGUCGUUGAUGAUUUGACUGAGGCGAGCUGUAUUGAACAAAAUGUCUUCUCUGGAACUAGAGCAGAGAAUGAAUCCUCUGCUAAUCCAAAAGCUCUGGAAGUGGCAAAUCAUUCAGGGCAGACCAUAGAGAGUUCUAUGGAGAAAGGAUCGCCGAUAGUUGAAGCAGUUACGUCGAGUGGAAUAUUGUCGACACAAGAUGUUGGUAGUGAUGAACAAAGUAUCUCUUCAGAUCUAAAUUCGGACGCAAUAAUUACUACUAGUCCAAACUCUAAUGAACAGGCAAAGCAAUCAGUUAUUUCUGAAUUGAACCAGGCAGAUGUCUGGUUGGAUCAAGUAUUUGAUAUUUUUCAAAAAAUGAAAAUCAACUUCUCGGAAACCUGCCAGAUCGCUUAUGAAUUGCACGAAUCAUUACUUGAGUCCCAGAAAGUGAUCGAUUGUAUGGCGAAUGUAUCAGAAAAUUUGCGAGCAUUGAAGAAGGGCAAAUUCGCUGUAGUGACGUCUAAAGAGGUUACGGCGGAGGUCCAACAAAUAGCUGAAGAAAAUCAAGGUAAGAGGAAAGAUGAAGAAAACCCUGACGUCAGUAUGGAGGAAGACGAAGAGGAAGAUAAUGAUGUGAACUCUAAAAGUAGCGAAAAUUAUGAUGAUUGUGGUGGAGAUAAAGAUGUGAAAGGUCAGGAUAGAGAUAAUAAGGUUUCAAAAACGACUCGUGGCCACAUUUGAACCUUUGUAUUACCUCUGGAAUACGAUCCACAUGACACCAGAUGAACACUGAAGUACCAUGAGAAUGAUCCGAAACUUAACCUGGUUGAACUUGUUCCUAGAAGCAGUGUGUUUAUUAACUCUCUGAAACUAGCGCAUUGCAAGCUAGCUGCUAAAGAAAGUAAAGAGUUAGCUCGAAUGUUAUUAGUAGAAAUUUUUUCCCAGAGUGCGUUAAAUGUUUGUUCAUUAACGAGUGUCAGAGCGAACGCUUUCGAUAUAAGCGGCACAAAUGUCAGACCUGGGUUAGACGAGAAGGCGAGAAUAACUAUAUUAUCGUUCGUUAAAGAACAUGCUCUUGAAAAAAAUUGGAGUCCGUUCGACUCGCAGAGUGUCAUUAAUAGCUUACGCAGCAAAAUUCAGGAUGUAAGAGCAAAACAUGCUACAACAGCGUGAA